Molecule: messenger RNA, 5685 nt
Organism: Phyllopteryx taeniolatus (common seadragon)
Lineage: Eukaryota; Metazoa; Chordata; Actinopteri; Syngnathiformes; Syngnathidae
Gene: znf644a
Product: zinc finger protein 644a
Exons: 7
Coding region: 1755-5198 (1147 amino acids)
Biological process (GO): regulation of transcription by RNA polymerase II
Cellular component (GO): nucleus
Molecular function (GO): DNA-binding transcription factor activity, RNA polymerase II-specific; RNA polymerase II cis-regulatory region sequence-specific DNA binding
Source: RefSeq, a predicted model, not a curated record
UGGAUGGAUGGAUGAAUUUAAUGCUUGCAACACGGUCCAGAAAAAAUGGGACCAGGGCAAGAAAAGAUUAGGAAAGUUGAAGAAUGGUUAAAAACAAAACAAAAAAAAACUCCUGUUUGGAACAUUCCACAGGUGAACAGGUUAAUUGAUGAUAGUAGUAGACUGGCCUGCUAGCAGUCCAGACCUGUCUCCCUUUGAAAACGUGUGGCGCAUUAUGAAGUGCAAAAUAUAACAAUGGGGACCCCAGACUGUUGAGCAACUUGAAUUUAAAUUUUUAAUUGAAUUACUUGAAGUUGUCCAUCAAGCACGAAUGGCAAGAAUUUCACCUACAAAGCUUAAACAAUUAGUGUCCUCAGUUCCCUAAUGCUUAUUGAGUGUUGUUAAAAUGUACGGUGAUUUAACACAGUGGUAAACGUGGCCGUCCUAGCUUUUUUGGAAUGUGUUGCACGCAUCCAUUUUAAAAUGAGCGAAUAUUUGCAAUAAACAACAAAUUUUUAUCAGUGUGAACAUCUUGUCUUUGUAGUGUAUUCAAUUGAAUAUAGGUUGAAAAGGAUUUGCAAAUCAUUGUAUUCUGUUUUUACUUACGUUUUACACAACGUCCAAACUUAACUCAUUCCCUGCCAAUGCCAUCCAAAGAUGUCAUUCAGAAUCCAUCUAUUCCCUGCCAAUGCCGUCGAAAGACGUCAAUGGCAUUUUUAACGGGGAUGGGUGGGUGAGGGUCUUGUGCAUUUUAUGUAUGAUCGUCAAGCCUCUGGAUAACUGCAAUGAGGAAAGGCACCCUGUAGAGGGCAACAAUGACUUGAGGUGCACGUCCCUUCCUCAGAUUGAAGAAGAAGGAAGGGGCGGGCCGGUGGGGUGCAACAAACAAUGAGCAGAGACAAACAUAAUGGCGGAAAAGAGUGAAGACAAAAUGAAAAAGAAUCUAAAAAAAACAAAACAAAAUGGAAUGACGCCUUAGAUCAUGCGGGGGAAUAAAGGAUGAGGCUCCGAGCCGAUCGCUUUGUUGCAAAGCAAUCACGCCAUACAUAUGGCGAGAUGCUCUCGGCCGCUUGCCAGCUGAACGUCUGCUGACCAGGAUUUGAGUCAAUGGGCUCCGGAAUCGUGAUGCGUGAACUCCGUCUGGUUAGCCAGCCGAGCUCCAUCCCGAGCUUCCUCCGACGAAGACUGACAAAGUCCGACAAAGACGAAGGUAACUCGUUUGCAGCUCGUGUUAGCUAUAUUUAGCGAGCGAACACGCUCCUUCAGUCCUUGUUACAUAAAAACAUAAUCUAGUCCCACUAGUUCAGAUUACAAUGUAAGAUCUGUUGCUCGUACUGAUUUGAAUUUUCCAUUUCGACCAUCUUGCAGGAAUUCAACACCAGCGAUUCGAACGUUUUUUAGGAUUGCGACAAAGAAAAUGUGUUUUUAUUUUUACCCUUGCAAAACAUGUCAUCAAUAAAAAGUAUUCUCUAGUAAUCGUAUGUAUUUUUAAAAAAAUUUACAGGUUAUGCAUCCAGCAGAUGUUCAACUCCCAUUCCAGUACGCACUGCAGACAAAAAAGAAACAGAAAAAUCUGUGAAAUUGCUCAAAAAUGCCUGGCAGUGUACGGGUUCCCUGCUCAGGAAACGGCUGGCAGUGAAGGAGUUAAUUGGAAUUGGGGUUUGUACUAAAGAGACUGAAGGGAGUAAUCCCCCACAACUAUCGGCUGAAAUAGUGAUGUGAAAGCCUGGAAAAGCAUCAAAAAACAAGAAUGCACAAGUUUGGAGAUAUCAGUCAUGGCAGCUGAAAUGUCAUGUCUGACUGGUGUUGAUGGAGAUGACAAAGAUGCAGAUCCUGACAUCAAUGCCCUCAUCCUUCUGCAAGAACCAGUGAAAAUGACAGAAAAAUCAAUCCCUUCCAAUGACUCUUUUUACAAACCUUCCCAACAGCAAUCCAGUGUCCUAGAUGUUCUGUCAAACACUGAUAUGUUGUCCCCAGUUGGCUUGGGAAAUGGACUCUCUUUACACGAGGCUACACAGGCGGAUGACGUCAACACCAUAACGAUAGAGAAAGAUGAGGAAAAAAGCAUAACGCAGUUAAAAACUGUGCAAGACAUAGAUACAGCUGGAAUUUGGGGUUUUGAUGUAGAAUCACCAGAAAACUCAUCAGAUGGCUUAAGCAGUACCAGUGACCUCCAGUGGGACCCCCGUAGAGAGUUUAUGCACUUUCUGUGGGAAAAUCACAGUGAUUCCUCUGGUGAAGAGCCUAAAAAGGAAUUGCAGUCUCUCAACAGCCAGAGCAGAAGAAAACGGAAAAUGGACAUGGUUAUGAUGGUGGAUCCCACAGAGGACCUAUGCCCUGAUUUGACACACAAGUCAUCUCAGGAUUUUUCUGAUAAAGAAGACCAUGUGGACUCCAUUUCUCUCAACGUCAGACAGUCAAGGACUAUCUUCAAGUUUCAGACAUCACAGACGGCGAAUGUUCCAAAUUAUCCCAAUGGAACCAUGAAGGCUAUCAAGCAAGUUCUUCGCAGUGCACCUGGAAGACAUUCACACGAGGACAACCCAAGCCGUGGUCUUUCACCAUUUAAGGGGAGGCUCAUGAUAAAUUCCCAUUCUGAAGAGAGAGCUUCUUGUUACCCGUGCUCAAAAUGCAAGCUAAUUUUCAAGAAGGGCCAUCAUUUGCAACGCCAUAUGAAAAGUCACGAAGACCCGCCAAAUAAUUUGCCAAAAACCUUUAUUUGUAGAGAAUGCGGAGAGUCUUUCAGACAAAGUAGUGUACUCAUUGAGCAUGUGAAUAUACACCAUGAAAAAAGAUCAACACUACCUGACAAACUCAAAGGAUGGACUGAUGAUAAUGAAGAUAACGAUGCAAAGCUUUUCUGCCCUCAGUGCCCAUUCGGAACCAACUGCCCCAAAACGUUUGUGCAACAUGCAAAAACCCACGCGAAGGACAAGAGAAUCUUUAAAUGUGACAAAUGUAACUUCAGGACUCUGAGUUGGGCUGAUCUUCGGCGACACAUCAUACAGCACACUGAUUAUGCAGUUAGAAAACAAAUCAGGGCCAAUCAGUCUGAUAUCUUCUCCUGUAACAUUUGUACUUACAAAGCUUUUAGCAAAACUAUUUUUAAAAAUCACCUUUGGCGACGCCACCAACUAGAGUUGGAGGAAUACCAAGUCGAGCAGUUUGGUGAGAUAGACGCACAACCAUCCGAAGAGCUUCACAUUCCUCCUCGCACACCCGUAGAAGAUGCAGAGUUAACGUCAAAAAUCAUGAUCAAGAAUCAAGUCUCUUUAAAAAGAGAUUCUGCCACUGAGUCAAACGACAUUUUAGAUUUAUUCAAAAAUAACAAGAUGAAGAGAGGUUUAAAGUCCCAACUCACUGAAUCCAAACUGGACAAAUCCAUUAAUGUUCUGCUAUCACGACAAAAACAUGGAAAGAAUACUGCAGAACAGAUGAAAUCUGCUCAUGAUUCAACUAGUGGAAAUAAUUCUGAUCUAGGAGCAGCAACACCAGAUAAGGAAGAUACAACUUUAUCUACAAAUGGCCUCACAGGAUCAUCACAUGGGGCUGAAAGAGUUCCUAACAGAGGCAGUUUGCCCAACUGCAUCCCAGAUCAAUCGCCCAUCAAGAAGUCCCCAUCAAAAAGAAAGAUGUCAACACCAUACCGCAACAUGUCUGACCAAGAGUCAUGCUUCGUCUCGCCAAAUCCUUUGCCAAGCCCUAAGAGACUAAACCAAGGAGAUCUAGAAGACUGCAACAAAAAAGACAUUUUCCAUUUUAAAGAUGCAGACGAUCUUGAGAAUGGUGUCAAUCAAGAGAAUCAUAAUAUAAUUUAUACUUAUAGCAGAAGAAUGUCCAUACGUGGUGCUCUGCAGGCAUCGAAGAGACUCUUUGAGAAAGUGAAGACUGAAGAUCAGGACGACAAAGACCCCACAAUCAAAGAAGAAUGCAUUGAAACGGAAGUGUUCCAAGAAGCCUUUGAGUCCCCCCCGAUGCCGUUGACUGAAUCCUACGCGGACGACAUGCCAAAGUUGGACUUGGACUGCAAGAACUGUCCAUACUGCCCAGCAAUCUUCCAAUCGGGAGUGAGUUUGUCCAAUCACGUGAGAGGACAUCUUCACAGGGUUGGACUGACCUACACGGCACGCCAUGUUCUGACUCCCGAGCAAGUGGCUUGUGAAGACAGGCCGAAAGUUCGACGGAAGAUAGCAUCAUUCCGAAAGCUGAAAAAAGUGUUGCAGUUGCAGCCCGAUUCUGAAGAGACCGACACCCACUCCUGUCCAUUAUGUGGGGACGUGUUUGAUAAUAGGAAAGGACAGUCCAACCACGUACGUGGCCACCUCAAAAAGAUUGGUCGAGCCCAUUUAUCAAAGAACAAAUCCCCAAUAAUUGUACUCAAGGAGUUGAUGCGCAACAAGAAGGAGUAUUUGAGGGCUGUUCAUAUUCUAGGAAAGAGACGAAAUAAUUUUCAUUAUGGUGCUAAUAAUUUCACGCCAUCCUCCUAUGGAAUCCCCCAAGAUAACACUGACUCAAGGGUGUGCGCUGAUGUCAAACCACUCAUACCUGCAUUUUCAAUAUUGGAAACAGACUCUGGCAGAAGGCAAAUACAGACUAAGGUAGAGGAGCAAGAUUCGCUCACAGACACGACCGCAUUAAUAGGAAUUCUGAAGAAAAGAAAGUGCCAGGAUGAAACCAAACCCAAGGGAAUGGUGAAUAUAUCGAGGUAUUCGGUAGCAGUUUCCUCCAACGGUGAACAAAGUUCAGGAACAAGAGUCGUGUCUUCACUGCCAAUCCCAAUAUCAGAGAAAGGUGAAUUCAACCGGAAGGUGUGUGUCCACUGCGGCGCAACUUUUCACAGUGGCGUUAGCCUUUCUAACCAUCUGCGAGCAUGUGCAAAACGGAAAAGAAUGGCCUUGCUCGAGGGUACCGAGGUUGAUUGUAAAGCGAGGAGGCAGCGUUUAAGGCCCAGCUCAAAGAAGAAGGUGACUCCGUUAACACAAACUCCAGAGGAAAUGUACAGACUUACAUGCAGGUUCUGCGACCUGGUCUUCCAGGGUCCCUUGUCUGUCCAGGAGGACUGGAUCAAGCAUUUACAGAGGCACAUAAUGAACACUGGUGUCCCUCACACUGGGCUGGGCAUGGUGGAGGUCACUUCACUACAGACCACUGGCUUGGCUUCUUGUGUCAAGACGGACCCGGAGAGCUUGCAGCCGACCAACGCACUCGCUGCCUCCUGAAGACGGUGGGGCACCUUUUUUGGGGUGGCGGGGGUGUUAGAUUUUCACUAGACUGUAAGUGUAUGUACAUUUUUCACUUUUUUAGUCAAACAAGUACUGGCCAAAAGUACACUAUUGCUCUUUGUUAAGAACCUUCAUUAUUCAGGAUAUUGCCCCUUUUCUGUUUUUACAUCAUCCACCAUUUUGGAAUACACUUCCAAAUGGGACUGUUUUGUUUCAUGCAGUACGUGUCUUUUGAAGACAACUUUUACCUCAACCUUUUUCACAAUUUGGGAGCACCUCUACUGUAUCAAUUUAUAUAGCAUACUAAAAGCAAGUUUUCUACUCCAUCGUUAUAAACCCAUUGGCACUUUGUAUGGCACGGAAUUUGAGUAUUUCAAGUGAUUCGUAUGUUAAAAUUCUUUUUUAAAAAAAAAAAGGUGACAAAAUGCACAUUUGUUUGAAAUUUUUUUUUAUGUUUAUUUUAUUUUAUUUUUUUUAAAGUAUU